This is a messenger RNA of Schistosoma curassoni, 3038 nucleotides long. NCBI's taxonomy places the organism in Eukaryota, Metazoa, Platyhelminthes, Trematoda, Strigeidida, Schistosomatidae. The record is from the annotation of a GenBank genome assembly.
AUCUGUAGACUUAUCUACUUUUGAAUUUUGCGUUACUAUGGAACAUAUUGGUGAACAUUCAACUAGCAUUUAUCAUGAUACUGUCUCUAUCGGUGGUGGUUCAUCAUUUCCGCAGUUCCCUUCCCAAACACGGGGAUGGUCAGAUGCGACCGAUCCAAAUUCCGAGUCACUAGCCGUUGAAAUUUCUGGAGCAAUGAGUGAUAAAGACCGUGUUCUAUUCAAGAUUCAUACAAAGACUACAUUGCCUGAUUUUAAACAAAAUGAAUGUGAUGUACAACGAAUGCAUGAAGAAUUCGUCUGGCUUCAUGAUCGUUUAGUUGAAAAUGAUGCAUAUGCAGGUUUAAUUGUCCCACCAGUACCACCCAAACCAGAUUUCGAUGCAUCUCGUGCUAAACUACAACGACUGGGUGAAAAUGAAGGCAAUCUACCCGUAGACGAUCUGCGGAAAAUGAAAGCUGAAUUAGAAGCUGAAUACUUAGCUACUUUUAAGAAAACAGUUGCAAUGCAUGAAGUGUUUUUACAACGACUAGCAUCACAUCCAACAUUUAAACAUGAUCAUGGUUUUCGUGUAUUUCUGGAAUUCGAAGAAGAAUUAAACGUACGAAAUAAGACAAGGAAAGAAAAGGCUGUUGAUUUUUUAAAAUCUGUCUCAAAAUCAGCUGAUGAAACUUUAUGGUUAAAUAAUCAACGUGAUAAUGAUGUUUUCUUUCGUGACGAGAAAUGUAUCUUAGCUGUUUAUCAUUCAGCUAUAAAAGAUGCAACGGUAGCAGCGGAUCUAGCAUCGAAAUGUCGUAAAACUAAUGCAAAUACUUUAUUACAAAUUGAAUUGGCUCUAUCUAAUUUAAUUCCAAAAGAAUGCAAUAUCACUUCUGAAACCGAUUUGACAACUUUGUUAUCCAAUUUCUUUGAAAGCUUUCAAAAAAUUCUAGUUCGUUUGAGUUCGGAUGAAGAUUUAAAAUUAUCUGAUACAUUUCGUUACUAUGCAAUUGAUACUGGAGCUGCACGUGACCUACUCUAUCGUCGAUGUCGUGCAUUAGCAGAUUAUGAAACUGCUAAUCGUAAUCUUGAUAAAGCUCGAGCACGUAUGAAAGAUGUUCAAACAGCGGAAGAUGCACAAACUGCAGCUAAUGAACGUUUCAAAUCUAUUUCAGAAUCAGCUAAACUUGAAUUAGAAGAUUUCAAAGUUCGUCGAAUUAAAUAUUUCCAUAAAAAUUUAGUUGAUCUCGCUGAAUUAGAAGUCAAACAUGCUAAGUCCCAGAUAGAAUUAAUAAAAUCUUCAUUAAUGCGAUUAAAACUAAUCAAUAUACCUGUAUGAAAUCACCUACGAUUACCAUGGAAUCUACGGUUUGUACCAAAAGUAACACCUCAAUCACCACUACUACUACUAGUAAUAGUGCCCAUUCCAAUUCACAAACAAAUAACAACAUUACCACAUUUAACUCGUCAAACUAAUCACAUGUGUUUUUGAUUUGAAAUGUAUGGGGGAUAAAAGACAAUUCUCUCAAUCCUUUUUUUCCCUAAAUAUUCUACCGCCUUCAACACAGCCUUAUCCCGCUGAUGACGAUGAUGAUGAUCAGUUAAAUAUUAUAUGUUUUUCUGUGUGUAAAUUAUUAUAGACUUCAUUGAUUUCUAUUUUCCUACUAUAUUAUUAUUUCUCCAAUUCCAUGUGUUCGGGUUUGUGUUUAGUUUGUACUUUUCUACUACUAUUUCCGUCAAAUUCUUCUAUAUAUCCAUCCACCCACUGUACUACUACUACUUGCUGUGAAAGGAAUUAUCAAGUAUGAUUCUUAUUUUCUGACCUUAACAUCCAAUCCUAUAAUGUAAGAAUAUCAAAAUCAAUUAACUUCACUGUUAACAAGUUUUUUUGAAUUCAACUGUAAGCGUUGAAGACGACAACUCUUCCAAACGUCUUCUGUGUUACUGUAUCAUCGUAGGUUUGUGUGUGUCCGUGUUUGUGUAUGUAUGUGCUAUUGGCUUUCUUGUUUGAUUAAUAUACAAUUCUUAUUCUAAUUAAAUUUACCAAUCAUACCAACUUCUUCCUCCUUCAUAUUACUACAUUCUGUGAUCAAAAUGAAAAACUCGAAAUGAUUAUCUUAUACUGAUGAACUCGUUUAUUAUAUGAAGCGAAAACAAAACGACAUAUUAUCUCUAUUAUUAGUGGGAAUAAAUUGAACCCCAACCUCAUGUCACGCACACUCACUUUUAUUUCCUAGGUGUGAAAUUAUCAUUCACUAUUAUCGUAUUCUUUAAUUCACUUAUAUGUAUACUUGGUUUAUUUGGUUUUCACUUUAUAAUCUUAUUUUUUACUUUUGCUUGUUUGUGUUAAUUUCGUUGAAAAAUUGUCCAUUGAAAUUAUUUUUUAUCAAGGUGUUCUUACUAUUUGACCAUUCAUGUGUCAAGUAUUUUGUAUAAUUCUAAUAAAAUAUAUAUGCGCUGCACUUCGUUUCGUCAUUGGAUUUGUGUGAAGUCUGGAGUAUAUGUAUAUAUGAUAAUGAUUUAUUCACGAGUCAACAUUACUUGAAGUACGCUUAAGAAAUAGAAAGGACUGAUCAAAAAUGUUUUUUUUUUACAUAAAACUCUUUGGGAGUAUACAUUCAUUGUUCUGUCUGGAAUCGAACUCAGAACCCAUGGGUCUUUCAGUUAUCUCAUUAUAAGCUAUCGUGAAUUGGAAUUCAAUGGUCUGUUGCUCCUAAUUUCAAUCAGUUUGUGCAUAUUUUGCUACUACCUGUUAAACGCUCUUUAACAUAAAAGAAAGGAUUAAGUGAAUAUUUAAGAUAAGACAAACUAAUAAUUAUUUCGGAAUGAUAACUGUUUUUUGUCUUGUCAAAACUACCCGAUGUAUGAAGAUCUAUUAACUAUGGUUGUAAGUACGAUAAGAAACAAGAGUAGCUUGAAGACAAACUUUACACAUUAAUGAUACUAUAUCGUGUAAUUGAAGUCGUUGGCAGAGAAUAAAUUGCUACUUUGAUUUAUUACGGAAACUGAACUAGAGCAAACGACUAGUUUUUAGUUUACUUCUGGAACUGCAUAGGUCACUG